AUGCUGACUGAUAUACCUAUGGUAGCGCCAAUAUCGUAUUUGACGCUAUAUAAUGCACAUAAUGGGGAUUCUGUGAAGAUUCCAAAGCCAAUCCGAUUCCACAGUUUGAAUGGACUCAAAUCAUUCAUACAUGAGUCGUUUACUGAUUAUAUAAUAUCAGAUAUUGAAAAUAUCUUCUUGCUAACUUCGUUUGGAAUGAAGGUAAAGUUCAACAUCAUCAAUGAGCUCAAUGAUAUAUAUGUGUUUGAUAAGCGGCUAUUUUCAGGAGCAAGAGAUGAAACCAUUAUAAAUGCAUAUGUUAAUCAGAACGAAGGCGGAUAUAAAGAGAUGAUCAAGCCUACCCCUUCGUCUUUAGUAAAGUUAGAAAAAACGAAUAUAAAGCAAAUGACCAGUAGCCUAAAAGUCAAUGAUGGGUGGUCGAAGGCAUUAUUUCAGGAUUGCUUAGGUGUUGUUGGCCAAAUGAAGGCAUACGUCAAGCAGAUCAAUACAAUAUUCAAGUGCCUAAAUAUUAUAUUCCAGUUUGGUUCGAACUUUAUUAAUGGUAUCGAAAAGAGCUUUAACAAUUAUUUGAACUACAUUAAGCUAUUGAAUUUAAAAACGUUGCAUAGAAGCUGGAACGGUUACUAUAAUAAUUUGCGAAAGUUUCCCAGUUUUCAAUUGAAAAAUGGUACAGGUAAUAUUAAGAUAUCAGACCACUUGAAUACAAGUGAGCUAGAAAAGUCGUCGUCUUUUGUGUCUAAAACCUUACCACUUGUUAUUAACAAGUUUAAUGAAAUGUCUGCUUCUAUUAAUUCUGUGAAUGACGAUAAAGUGAACGUUGAUAAACUUAUAGAAUCAUUGAGAAAUGAAUCCAUUGAAAACUUCAAAGACUAUGAUACAGGCUCGGAAGACAUAAUUAAGGAUGUGUCAAGAUUAAGUCAGUUGAUAUCUCACGACAUAGAUAAAUUAUCUACAAAUGUGUCAAUAUCCUUAGACUGGGUCUAUCGUAUCCACAAGGAUGAGAUUUCGCCGAAGAUUUUUGAUAAAGCAACUGGAUUGUAUAAGAUUCUUCAAAACUUAUAUUUGUUUAAGAAUAAAAUAGUUGAUGAAAGUUUGUCUAUUUUUGGAAAGAUUGCAAACUUACAAAUGCGUAUGGUGAACAUUAAGAAUGAUUUAAGAAUACUAACUAAUGCUGAUGAUAAUAAUGAUAUUGCAAAUGAAAAUGAAAUAUCAAUUCAUGUCAUCAAUAACAUUAAAUCUGCUGAGGACUAUUUGUCUUUGACUAUUGACUUACCUUUAUUAUUUGGAUUUAUGCUCAUUGAGAAGCGGCGACAAUUUGAGUGGCAUGAAUUCUAUUCCAAAGGAAUUGUUAAUAACGUAUCUGAACAACUAUCUGUGAUAAUUGACCAUGAAAAGAUAUUUAGAAAGUUGUGGCUUAAGAAGUUUGGUAAUUUCUUGUCAAUCUUAAAUAGUAAAGAUGAGAAUGAUGCAUUGCGAACGGUAUUGCCAAGUAUUGACGUAACAUUAGUUAACGGAAAUGCUGAGAGUAAUUCGACGUUUGGAAUUAUUAAUAAUAUUCAAGUUGAGAGGGAUGAUAUUUCUACGUACAUCAAUGCUUUAGAAGAAUACAGUAAUGCUGGAACUACUUCAUCACCAAGUAGUAAGAAAUUUUCAGAAUUAAUGAAGAAGAAUUUCCAAGAUUUAAUUAAAUGCACUAAUAACAUGAAGAGGGUAACAAAAAUGGUAUCUUCAUUAUCGUCAUUCACUUCACCCGUUGCAAAUGAAAUAAAAAACAAUGAUAAAUUGCUUGCCAAUCUGAAGGAUGAAAACAAUGAUAAGCAAGCAGAAGGUGGGGGACACAUGAGUGAACUAGGUGAAGUUGAUUAUGAUAUAAAUUUGGUAAAAGGUUUGAAAAUAAGGAUUAGAAAGUUGGAAAAUUUGCUUCAUCAACAACAAUAUAAGGAUCUUUCAAACUGGCCGGUAACCCGAUCUAAUGGUGCGAAUGCUACAUCAACUUCAGAAACUGAUGGAAAGUUCAGUUUAAUACUUGAUCUGAACCAAAAAACAUCUACCUCGAGCAACUCUAAAAUUGAUCCCACAAAUUUGCUUCAAAGAAGACAAACUCUUCCUUUGAAACUCGGGCACGAAAAACCUACAACUAGCCAACAGUCUAACCAUUUAGAUGUCUCUACAACGAUUGAUAAACAUCUUGAUAACAUUCGUUUAAAAAAGGAGAAUAAUGAACUAACAAAUGAAAAUCUUAAGCUUUCAAACACGAAUAGGACAAAUGAAAAACUAAUUGAAGCCUUAAAUAAGCAAAUUUCCAAUUUGAAGACAGUAAAUGAUGAUCAAAAUAAGCAUCAUGAAGAAAAAUUGCGGAAGCGGGAUGCAGAAAACCAGCAAACGAUAACCAGAUUAGAGACAGAAUUGCAAGCCUUCAAACCCCAAAAUAACAAAGAAGUUGUUGACCUAAAAGAUAAACUCAGUUUAAGAGAUGCUGAAAUUUUAGAUUUGAGGAAAGAUAUCACAAGACUUCACGAUGUUAACGAAGGAUUCACAGAAGAAGUUACAAAAUUGAACGAAAAAAUCGCUACCUUACAGAGUGAUAUAAAUGAUGUUAAUGCAAUGAAGAAAGAUUUGCUUUCCAAUAUGGCUUCCAAGGAGACAGAUACGAUUAAUCAUCGUAUUUCGCUUGAAGAAGAAAUUAAGAAAUUGCAUAGCAAAAUUGAGGAAUUAACAGAGGAUUAUGAAAAUCUCAUGGACUUGACACAAUCAAAGCAUAAUAAUCUAGAUAUCAUGGUUAAUUAUUUGAACAAUAUGAUCAUUCACCUUCUCUCAAGUAUUAAAUGCUUGGUAGAACAACAAUUUGAAACCUUCAUUGAGUUUUGCUUUAUUUUAGAAUCUAUGGGCCUUUUAUUAAUAAAAGAACAUAACAAUAACAAAAACCUUGAUGAGUAUAAGAUUACUAGAGUGAAAGGUUUGAAAUCAAAGAGGAAUGAUAAGAUUGUACCUACAUCGGCUAAUGGUAAUGUAUUAGAUGAAACUCCGAUUGUGUCAACAAUGGGGAAUAUGCCUACUUCUAAAGUUGUAGAUGACAUAAAUAAAAUCAUAGGAUGGGUUGAUGAUAUACAGUCUUUCAAGAAUAUUUCGACGAAGUCAAGCGAAGACGGAGACGAAAAAUCGUGCUCGGCUAAUACUGCUGGGUCAGUUUCAUCAAGUGUAAUCGAUGAUCUCCCUGAGGAAAUAACUAAUUUGUCGGUCGAAGAAACUAAUAAAUUUAACCGUCAAUCUUUAGAAUUAGUGAAAUUGUUUAGGGACAUUUUCAAAUCUAGUAAUGGGUCAAUCUCGAAAUUUGAAGACUUUAUUAAUACAAUUAGAUUUAAAGAAAAUAUCUGCAUUAACCAAAACCAAGAUGAUUCAGGUGUCAGUAAUAAGUUCUUCUUGGGUGCAAUCACGAAGAGAUUUAAAGAUGUUGAAGGAUUUGCAAAAAAACUUACUAAGGAAAACAAAAGUAAGGCUCACGAACUAAGUCAGUUAAUUGGUAAGCUAAAUUGUAAAAUUUCAAUGAAUAGUUUUGAGAUGGAUGAUUUAGUAUUGUUCUUGCCAACAAGGAUUGAUAGAGCAGAAGAAAUUGACGAAAACUUCCAACCAUGGGCAGCUUUUAAUAUUGGUGCUCCUCAUUACUUUUUACGGGUUCAAAAGAAUGAAGGAAAUAAGACUGGCAUUACUCAUUCUAUAAAGGAUAAAGAAUGGAUGGUAGGACGUGUGACAUAUAUCGAAGAACACACAGUGACGGACGCAAAUUUCAACGACAAGGAUGCUAACCCUUUCCAUCUCAGCACUGGUGUUGUUUGGUAUGUUGUUGAUGCAAAGGAAGAGAUUUUUUAA
Messenger RNA from Debaryomyces hansenii CBS767, 3867 nucleotides. Its product is annotated as autophagy protein. Bases 1 to 3867 code for a protein of 1288 amino acids. Lineage: Eukaryota; Fungi; Ascomycota; Pichiomycetes; Serinales; Debaryomycetaceae. Gene Ontology annotation, cellular component: extrinsic component of membrane; phagophore assembly site membrane; Atg1/ULK1 kinase complex. Gene Ontology annotation, molecular function: molecular adaptor activity; protein kinase binding. The transcript has a single exon. The record is from RefSeq and is a predicted model, not a curated record. Gene Ontology annotation, biological process: autophagy of mitochondrion; autophagosome assembly; piecemeal microautophagy of the nucleus.